This is a messenger RNA of Amoebophrya sp. A25, 2463 nucleotides long. The record is from the annotation of a GenBank genome assembly. Lineage: Eukaryota; Dinophyceae; Syndiniales; Amoebophryaceae.
AGGAUCCCUCUUCAGCCCAUGCUCCUAACUCCCCCUCCCCCUUUCGCCCCCAGAGGUGUAUCCCAUGUAUCCUACGAUGAUCCGCUCAUGUGGCCCCCUCCAGUAUAGUGAAGGUCUCAUGUCCUUCUACGCAUCGUAAACAAAUUUACACCUUUAUGCUCCACUCGAUAUCAUCUGAUCUCCUUGUCUUGUUGUGUUAACAAGACAUGUAGAUAACUAUGAUCUCUACAUACUACGUGUUUUUGUAGUGCUAAGAAACGUACUAAUCACGAGUAACAUCUUAACCACCAGAGAAAAGGCUGAUAAGAUUGUCUAAGAUUCUAAUAAGAUUGCCUAAGUAGGAUUCUGUUGACCUUACCUAGGUCACCCAUCAUCCUGGGAGGCAAGCAUGUGCCUGUGGGGAUCGUUGUGAAGGAUCCACAACCUAACCUAACCAGAUUGUUUACGAUUCUGACAAGAUGGCUUCUCCUGCUGCUGCUGCUGCUGCGGGUGGGCAGCCGCAGUACACAGCUGAACAAUGCGCACAGUAUAGGGAUUACUAUUUGAAACAGGCAGAAACGCAACCGGAGUACGCAAAACACGCGCAAGCAUGGGAACGACAGUUGCAGGCAGUGCUGCAGCAACAGGGAGGCGCGGCAGCGCCACAAGGUGCUGCUGCGGCUGUUGCGCAACAACAACAACAACAACAGCAGGCAGCGGCUGCUGCCGCUGCGCAACAACAAGCAGCGGCUGCUGCGCAACAACAAGCAGCGGCUGCUGCGCAACAACAACAGGCGGAGCUGGCAGCACAACAACAACAACAGCUUGCCGCGCAACAUUAAGGCUUGACCACUUCCAACUGUAUCUCCAAACUGUCUUUUCUUCCUUCUUCUUUUUUCCUUAUAACGUAGGUGUAUCCCUACAUGCAAUCAAUCUUCUCCUUCUAACAAGAAGCUCAGGUACAAGCUGCAGCGAACGCAGCGGCUCAACAACAAGCUGCGCAUGAGGCAGCGCUGGCUGAGGCCCUAGCAGCCCAGAAAGCGGCAGAACAGGCAGCCGCAGUACAGAUUGCGGCAGCUCAAGUUAAGGCGAAGUCUGAGCUCAAUAUCAUGAGAAUGACCGGCUAUACCUUUCCCUCUAUUCUUAGGCCUGUCCCUACAUGCAGCACAACAUGAGAAAGAGGACUAUAACGAUACGAGUACUUACAGUGUAAGCAAUUUUGCUGAGUAGACCUUUCAGGAGUCUCCUUAAGGAAGCCUCCUUAGGGAAAUGGCAUCCUUAAAGGAAUUUCUAUUAUACGGCUCCACCUGCUUGUCAAGUGACAGCACUAAAAGCCUUUUACUUAGUCUACAAGCUUCGAGAGUGACACUAUAUAUGUUAUGUACUAUAGGUUGCUUCGCAAGGAGAGCAGCUAUAAAUAGAAAAUAUGUUUUCGUCGUCACCGUUUUUUUGAUUUUCGUUCGGUCCUUCACGUUCACGAGGUCGAUUUGAUUCGAUUUGAUUCAGCGUUGUACAUAGCGACUCGGAACCACACUUGAUAUAGUUCAAAAAGAACUAGUACUUACUAUAAUUCAGGGUUAGCUUCUAGGCUGUUCAUGUUUUUGCACAGGUGUAGGUUCUUUGUGCAUUUUUUUAAAAGUGUAUUUUCAAUCCUCAUCAAGAACACUCGUGGCUCUCCUUUUGUACUAGUCGUCGACCACAAGGGAUCAACAUUCUUGAGCUGUAGUUACAGCACUCGUAUUCCUCGUUUACGCCUAGAGGACUAUCCCCCCACCAUAUCGCUUCCGAGCGUAGAGGUGCGGCAGUCGCAGCUGCGGGGAGGUCGGUGCCCUGUGGAGGCAACCUGAUAGAUUGGCUGAUUGCUUGCAACUACAAAAUUUAGAUUUAGUUACAUAACAUCUUCCUCAACAGUCACGUCUAAUCAAGAGGCGGCUAGGAAGGCAGCGGAGGAUGCGGCAGCAGCGCGUACUCUUCUGUCACAGCGUCAGGCGGGAGCGGCAGCGCUAGCUACCCCUGGAGGUGCAGUGCCGGCGUUGGAUGCUUCGGCCGCUGCCGCUUCUCCAGGAGUAGUGCCGGCAGUACCGGCGUUGGAUGCUUCGGCCGCUGCCGCUUCGCCAGGACUAGUACCGGCAGUACCUGCGUUGGAUGCUUCGGCCGCUGCCGCUUCGCCAGGACUAGUACCGGCAGUACCGGCGUUGGAUGCUUCGGCCGCUGCCGCUUCGCCAGGAGUAGUACCGGCAGUACCGGCGUUGGAUGCUUCGACCCCAGCCGCUUCGCCAGGAGUAGUACCGGCAGUACCGGCGUCGGAUGCUUCGGUCGCUGCUGCUGCUGCUGCUGCGCCGCCUGUUGGACAAGGCGCGCUUCCUUAAGGGUUUCCGAAUUACAUCUCCCACAACCAUUCUUCACUCUUUUUCCAGUAGGAAAGAGGUGCUGAUGGCUGUUCUGAAGAAUGUAACUCCGUAACCUCUAACUUCCACUGAGUGA